AUGAGCCUCUUGGGUGACCAUGCCAUUGGAGUCCUCUCGGAUCUGGAAGCAAAAUGCGAGGAAGUCUGGUACUCGCCUACAACGGGCACCAAACAAGUAUAUUCGAAAGAUUCACGCAUUGGGGAGAAGACGAUCGUCGCGCUUGUUAAGUGCACGCGUUGUGAAGACAAGUUCCUUCCCCCGCCCGACAAAGUGGAGGAGUUGAAGGUGUUCGCUGAGCAAGGAUUCACCGAGCAAUUGGGUUGUCACCAGUGUAUAAUAAUGUUUCAUUCGACGACGGUUUUGCCGCCAUCCCUCGACUUUGGUUUCUUCUGCUUUUGA
Molecule: messenger RNA, 321 nt
Organism: Cyclocybe aegerita
Lineage: Eukaryota; Fungi; Basidiomycota; Agaricomycetes; Agaricales; Hemipholiotaceae
Source: the annotation of a GenBank genome assembly